Molecule: messenger RNA, 768 nt
Organism: Salmo salar (Atlantic salmon)
Lineage: Eukaryota; Metazoa; Chordata; Actinopteri; Salmoniformes; Salmonidae
Product: nuclear transport factor 2
Biological process (GO): nucleocytoplasmic transport
Source: RefSeq, a predicted model, not a curated record
CUUAGGUACCCGUCAAUCGAACCUAGGCGCGCCUCUAUUGGUCGUUUAGUCCUGUAUAUGACAGCACGACCUGUAUUCCGGAUGAAGCGGGAAAGGCGUGCAUCCACACUGGAUUGCUAGCUAGUUGCAUAUUAAGAUUCCAACCUGCACGUUGAACCAUGGCAAGCAAACCGGUGUGGGAGCAGAUAGGUGCAGGCUUUGUGCAACAUUAUUACCAACAGUUUGAUUCUGAUAGAACCAAACUUGCUGACCUCUAUACUGAUGCGUCAUGUUUAACAUGGGAAGGAGUUGGUUUCCAGGGGCACAAAGCCAUUAUGGAGAAGAUCACUAGUUUACCGUUCCAGUCGAUCCAGCACAGCAUCACCGCACAGGACCACCAGCCCACACCAGACAGCUGUGUGAUGAGCAUGGUGAUGGGACAGCUCAAGGCUGACACGGACCAGGUGAUGGGAUUUCAACAAACUUUCCUGCUGAAGAACGUGGACAACAAAUGGAUCUGCACCAACGACAUGUUCAGAUUGGCACUACAUAACUUUGGCGCAUAGGAGGAAAUGGAAGGAUCACGUACAUUCCACAGAGUUAGCUUUUUAUAUUACAUUUCAACUUUACAUGUAUGUGUUUUUGUUAGGGAAUGCUUGUCAGAUUCUAUUGUCUUCAAUAAGCUCAUGUUAACCAAUUUUAAGACUGUUCUGGACAGUUAACUGCAAACUGUUACAGUGAUGGUGAAUGAUGCACAGGAACACAACAGAAUAAAUUCAUUCCCAAAUA